CGCGUCCAAAGAAGUCGUGUUUGCGUUCGCCUUCUCAAGAACACGCGAAAUCCGGGUGCCAUUCAAAGCAUGAUUCGAUUGCUCAACACCUUUACAGAUCGCAAACCCCAACUCAGCCCAAAUGGCUGACAGUCCGCUGAACGACCUGAACUAUGGUCGACCCGGGCUCACAACCUAUGACCUCGAUACUCGCGGGUGGAAUACCUCCCGGGGUCCUACGACGAGCGUUCUGCAGCAAGUUUCAGAGUGGCAGCUUGCUUUACCUGCAGCAACAACUUCUAUAUCCACCGACACCUUGAAGAAUGCGACAACCAGCCGCAAGGAUGCCAGACGCCUCGCGCAUGACCAUCCACAGCUCGUGCCAGCUGCGAAAGACCUGCCGGAUCUCAGUACUCUAUCUCAAGCAGUGACAUCCGCGGCAAUGACCUACGAUCCUCAUAUCGGCGACUUACUGGCCUUCGGCACCGUCUUCUUGAAUAAGUCCUUCAGACCAAAACAGAUUGCUGCUCUGCCAACGGGACCUUCUAGAAGCAUAUUGCGCUUGGUCCCACUGGGUCAGCAAAGGAAUGGCUGGGAGGGCGACAGAUCAGUAUGGCUGCAAGGACCAUCCUUCACCUUUGUAGAUAGCGGCUACUGGAACGAGGAAGCGGCACCGAUACAGCAAGUCAUUUUUGGGCAGACGGAGACCAGUAAUAGCCUCCUUGCCGUUCGACUGCCUUCUAAAACAGUUCUCUUCCGCCCUUCGUACCACCGAGGCCGUCGCGCCGCCGAACCGUCACCUUACUACCACCUACCACCAUCGCUCCUCUCCGCACAACCAAUAAUCAGUAUCACAAUCGCUCAGACUGGAGGUGUUCCGCAUGCGGAUUUCGAUUUCAAUCCCAACUAUCAAUUUCAGUUCGGUAUCGUAGACGAACAGGGUGCAUGGAGUCUUUGGCAGAUCGCGAGGAGAGCUAAGAGAGACGAAUACAGCGUAUCGCGCUUGGUUGGAGGACACAUAAGUCCGGCCGAGGAGGAAGUUGCUGAUUCCGAGGAUGGCUGGGCGCGGAUACUAUGGGCCGGUGAUAGCAAUACACUCCUAGUGUGCAGUCGCCGGCAGCUCAGUCUGGUCAAUGUGACUGGAGAGACCUUCGAAUACCUUCCGGCUCCGCCAGUCAUAUCUCAACGCUCGAGUGAAUGGAUUCUCGACUUGAAGAGGCACCCUCAACAGCAGGAGUGCUUCUUCAUUUUGACGUCGACGAGGCUCUUUCUGAUGUCAGUGACUACUUCCAGCAGUGCGGCGGAUAGCUCGUCUGGCCAAGCCGGCGCGACCAUUCUGCUGUCUCGGAGGCAUUACCGUGGAGACGAGGAUCUCACUCUGCAGAUGCACCCCCAGAUCUUCGAAGAGCAAACGGCCUUGUUCGUAAAGUCCCGCUUGAACAAGUUGGUCCAACUCUACUAUUUCCAAGAUCGUUCUUCGAGUCAGGCUGAAUGCAUUUCAACUACAGACCCAGUCAGUGUGGAUCUCGACUUGCCGGGCGCCGCGUACAUAAUGCAAAUGCAUCUGCAGCCUCUUGAGUACGGAAGCAAAGAAGCGCUGCCGCACAAGAGACUGAAUACCUCCGCGCAGUUGUAUCACGAAAGAGCAAUCCCAUUUCAUCAACUUACAGUGCUCACUGCAGAUCUGGGGGUCCACCAGAUUGUAUUGCUGUCUGCCAAGCACGACCCUGCUCCCGAGCGGCUGGCCUGGCGGAAGAUGAUGGCACCGCAUUCGCUCGAUGCCAGGAGCGAUGUUGAUGAGAUGGAUGGCUUCAUAGAGCCCAAUGGUCCUAAUUGGGAAAUCGAACCUGGGCCAAAGCUAAGAGCUCAGGUACCGCGGCUGCUUUCCGAUCGAGAUCUCACACACGCAACAGCGGACCGUACCGAAUUAUAUGAGAGCCUCCUCCACAGUGAGCAGGCCGGGAGCACAUCUAUUGAAGACGUCAUCCAGCAAUUGCAGGAGACCAUGGGCGUCCAGGCGCUCAAAUUCGAAACAAAUGUGAUGGAGACUUUAGACACCAUCGAUGUUCCAGAUAUUGAUGAGGCAUCAGCGAAGGUCCAGCAGCUGUUCGAAUCACAGAGCAUAAAUGUGCUUCGACCAAUCGCAUCUCAGCAGGUCCUACGUCUUCCUGGAGCUGAGCAGACUUCUAUUACAAAUCUCUACGAUACCGUGCUCAAAGACUGGGUUGCGCCAUUGACGGCACAAAUUCCUGUCUCGGUGCGUCAAGCAAAAGAACGUCUCGCGCGACGUGUCGCUACCGAAGUCAUUUUAGCAAGUACGCAGUUGCGUCCAAGUGAGGAAGAGCAGAGUAUCCCAAGCUCGAGUGGCCCGGCAUCUUUGCCUGUGCUGCCUUCUGAGUCAUUGGAUGCGAUAUCAUCAUCACUCCCGACACCUCCCCAGUCUUCCAUACCACCAUCUUCACCACUGUUCCCGGAGAGCUCCCGGCCUCGCAGGGGCGAUCCCCUGUCGCGCCUCCGUAAACAUCUUGUGAUCGAUGACGUUUCAAAUACGACGCUGAUAGGCCUCCCACCGAGUGUAUCAGACCUCUUGUUACAUUGGCAGCCUGGGAAUGAUCCCAGUACCUAUAAUUGGGAGUCUACAGAACGUGCAAUACGACCAGAAGUAGCUGAUGAAGAGACACAAGAACUAUUGGAGAAGGAACGCAAGAAGAGGGAACGAAGAGACAAGCGGCAGAGGCGCGAAGAUGAGCUAUUGCGUGCUAAGACUCAAACAAGCCGCCAGCCUCUGUUCUCGCAGCCUGUAUUUCCACGAAGCUCGCCUGGCCCUUUCGUUGGCGGUAUGACAGCCAGCAGCCAGGUGCCUGUGCCCACGUCGAGCCAGAUGCCGAUUCAAAUUUACGAUCAGGGAGGCGGCUUUGGAGGCCUUGGUGGAUUUGGGGGUAUGAGCGGCAUGGUGCCACAAAGUCAGGUGGAGCCUGGAAAAUUCGGUGGACGACCUGACAAGAAGAAGAAAAAGAGUAAGAGCAGAGUCAGCGGUUUCUAAGGUCUCUACAGCUUCGCACCAUUCAGGCAAAGUGGCCUCUUACCUCAGUCUGGCCAUACGAUUCUCAACUUGUUCUUUCUUUCUCUUAUAUGAGCUCCAUAAUUCCAUCAUACACUUCUCAACAUGCUCUUCUUCUCUCACCUGAGCUCCACUGUUCCUUCACCUCUGUUAUUUUAAUGAAACGUAUAUAGAUUCACG
Messenger RNA from Didymella exigua CBS 183.55, 3220 nucleotides. RefSeq lists its product as uncharacterized. Bases 122 to 3022 code for a protein of 966 amino acids. Gene Ontology annotation, biological process: nucleolar large rRNA transcription by RNA polymerase I. The transcript is spliced from 2 exons. The record is from RefSeq and is a predicted model, not a curated record. Gene Ontology annotation, cellular component: RNA polymerase I core factor complex. NCBI's taxonomy places the organism in Eukaryota, Fungi, Ascomycota, Dothideomycetes, Pleosporales, Didymellaceae. Gene Ontology annotation, molecular function: RNA polymerase I transcription regulatory region sequence-specific DNA binding; RNA polymerase I general transcription initiation factor binding.